CUUCUGUCCCUUCCUCUGUCUGUCGCCGCCUUCUCGCCGCCUUCUCGCCAUGGCCAACAAUCAGAUCUGUUAUUCUGACAAGUACUUUGACGAACAAUACGAGUACCGACAUGUGAUGCUGCCAAAAGAACUUUCAAAGCAAGUGCCAAAAUCCCAUCUAAUGUCUGAAAAGGAGUGGAGAGGACUUGGUAUUCAGCAGAGUCUUGGCUGGGUUCACUAUAUGAUCCAUGAGCCAGAACCACAUAUUCUUCUCUUCAGAAGACCUCUUCCAAAGGAUGAGCAGAAAUGAUGCCUUGUCUCUAAACCUCUUAAAUCUUCUGGAACUAUGUAUAUGAGUGUGUAUAUGUUGGUAGUAUUCACUGAAUACUUUAAAAUGUACAAAACAGACAUCCAUACCUGUGCAUGAGCUGUAUUAUUCACAGCAACAAAGCUCAGUCAAAUGCAAUUCUAAGCAGGCUGCUAUGGCGUUCAAAGGGUGAAAUUAUCAUCUUUACUGUUGAUUUAAGUGCUUAUUUGACUUUCCAGUUAACGCUAUUGAAGCUUACUUAUGUUCUGACUGGUUGAUUACUUGUUACCUGUCUUUAACUUUUGCACUCUGCUUUUCUGAAGUUUAGCUUGUUCAGAUGCAAUGGCUUCCCUCUUUAGUAGUAACGAUAAAGAAAUAAACUAUUUUUAAUGUUCUAUAAGACCUAAGU
This is a messenger RNA of Indicator indicator, 695 nucleotides long. It is a transcript of the gene CKS2, whose product is annotated as CDC28 protein kinase regulatory subunit 2. The transcript is spliced from 3 exons. Gene Ontology annotation, cellular component: SCF ubiquitin ligase complex; cyclin-dependent protein kinase holoenzyme complex. The record is from RefSeq and is a predicted model, not a curated record. The coding region runs from base 50 to 289 and encodes 79 amino acids. Lineage: Eukaryota; Metazoa; Chordata; Aves; Piciformes; Indicatoridae. Gene Ontology annotation, molecular function: protein kinase binding; cyclin-dependent protein serine/threonine kinase activator activity; histone binding. Gene Ontology annotation, biological process: regulation of mitotic cell cycle.